Molecule: messenger RNA, 846 nt
Organism: Torulaspora delbrueckii
Lineage: Eukaryota; Fungi; Ascomycota; Saccharomycetes; Saccharomycetales; Saccharomycetaceae
Gene: CAF16
Product: putative ATP-binding cassette family ATPase CAF16
Exons: 1
Coding region: 1-846 (281 amino acids)
Molecular function (GO): ATP binding; ATP hydrolysis activity
Source: RefSeq, a predicted model, not a curated record
AUGUCGUUCGCUAUUGAAGUUGAGAAGCUUACUUACAAAUUUGCUGAAUGCGCCAGGCCCUCUCUUGUUGAUGUGGAUUUGCAAAUUCCCUGGAACACAAGAACCCUGGUUAUGGGAUCCAAUGGUGCUGGUAAAUCGACACUAUUGAAAGUUCUUAGUGGUAAACAUCUGUGUCUGGAUGGUAAGAUUCUAGUCAAUGGUCAGAACCCGUUCAGCCCUGUUUGUACUGUCGGAGAAGGCCAGGAGUACCACGUUACCACGUACUUGGGUACUGAAUGGUGCCAUAUGAGCAUUAUAAACAGAGAUAUCGGUGUUUUAGAGCUCCUAACAAGUAUUGGACUACAACAUUUUCAAGAAAGAGGAGAUCAAUUGUGUGAGAUUCUCGGUGUUGAUCUACAAUGGCGGAUGUUCAAACUCAGUGAUGGCCAGAAAAGACGCGUUCAACUGGUAAUGGGACUUUUAAAACCUUGGAAAGUGUUACUACUAGACGAAGUGACAGUCGAUCUCGACGUGAUUGCCCGGGGCAAAUUACUCCAAUUCUUAAAAUGGGAAACAGAAACAAGACAGUGUUCCGUUGUCUACGCGACUCAUAUCUUUGAUGGCUUAGCCCAAUGGCCUGAUCAGGUACUGCAUUUGAAAGAAGGUCGCAUAAUCGACCGUUUGGACUGCCAUCGGGAUGUCAAGUUUACCACCGCGAACGAUGCGGGAAACGGAACGGUCGCAUUCAAUCGCCAGACUCCAGUGGUAUCGAUCUCGAAAGUCAGCAGUCUCCAUCCGCUCGCGGUCGCUUGGCUUACAGACGAUCCAAACGAACUCAAGCAGGCCACUCCGUUGCCCGAUGUUUGA